CAGCGUGCAGCUACGUAGGCCGACAGCGUCACAGGUCAGAGGUCGGAGCGGAGCGGACCGGAAGUUGUUGGCUGCUCCUGCCGCUGCAGCACACAUCAGCUGUUUAGCAGGCUAACGCGCCUCUCAACGUGUCCUGGCUGUUUGUCACUGUAAAGGAAAAACAUGAAAACGCUCGAAACGUGCGAGAGAAGAAGACGGCACGUACAGGGAAAUGUUUUCCAACGGCGUCGCCUCUGAAGAAGCGGAUAAGCUCACGUAGAGGAACCCGGAAGUGCUGUCGGAGCUCCCAGCAGGCACGGACAUGAUGAGUGCCAAAUAUGGCCUGGUGAGCUACAACAGUUCACGGAAGCACAUUUCAAUCUCCAUCCCGUCGUCCACGGAGGUGAUGUCGCCGCACAUAAAGUCUGUGGACGAGCUGAGGGUCCUGGGAAUCAACCUGAGCAGCUUCAGUCCCCCCACACAGUUCUUGAUCUGUGUGGCUGGAGUCUUCCUGUUUUACCUCAUCUAUGGAUACCUGCAGGAGUUGAUAUUUUCCGUGGAAGGAUUCAAGCCUUUUGGUUGGUACCUUACUCUGAUCCAGUUCGGCUUCUACUCCAUGUUUGGACUAGUGGAACUUCAGCUCACGCAGGACAAACGCAGAAGGAUACCAGGGAAGACCUAUAUGAUCAUAGCAUUUCUAACAGUGGGCACUAUGGGCCUGUCCAAUACUUCCCUGGGCUACUUGAACUACCCAACACAGGUCAUCUUCAAGUGCUGUAAACUCAUCCCAGUCAUGAUAGGAGGAGUGUUUAUACAAGGCAAACGCUAUAAUGUGGCUGAUGUGUCUGCUGCUCUCUGCAUGAGUCUGGGACUCAUCUGGUUUACGUUGGCUGACAGCAAAGUGGCCCCCAACUUCAACGUCACAGGUGUUCUCCUCAUCUCCAUGGCACUGUGUGCAGACGCUGCCAUCGGAAACGUGCAGGAGAAAGCCAUGAAACUCCAUAAUGGCUCCAACUCUGAAAUGGUGCUGUACUCGUACUCCAUCGGAUUUUUCUACAUACUGACAGGCCUCCUCUGUGUAGGGGGACUGGGGCCAGCAGUGGCAUUCUGCUCAGAACAUCCCGUGAAGACGUACGGUUACGCAUUCUUCUUCUCUCUCACGGGUUAUUUCGGCAUCUCCUUCGUGCUCGCCUUGAUCAAGCUCUUUGGCGCCCUGGUUGCAGUCACAGUGACCACAGGGAGGAAGGCCAUGACCAUCAUACUUUCUUUCAUGUUCUUCGCAAAACCUUUCACUUUUCAGUACAUCUGGGGCGGCCUUCUGGUGCUCUUCGGCAUCUUCUUGAAUGUUUACAGCAAAAACAAGGACAAAAUGAAGCUUCCCUCCAUCAAGGACCUUAGGAGCUGGAUGCUGACGGGAAAGAAAGUCAGAUUUCUCUCACAAAACGUAUAGGAGGCACCCACGGGCGUAGCGGAAGUCCUGCGCUGGCAGACUGUUGGGUCUGUUCAGAAGUAGAGUUGGCCCGCCUGUCGCAGCGUGCAAAGGCACAUGUGACCGAGCUGCGAGCCACAUCAACACUGAGCCAAGGAUGGAUAUACAGGGUUUGACCAGCAAUCAGCCUGGAAAACUGCUGACACAGGAUUAAACCAUGACGGGUGACAGAGUUACUGUAUCCCCAACUAUGUACCAGUACACACUGGUGUAAAAAAACGCCUGAAAUUACUUAAACUCUCUGCAGCAGACUGAAAGAACAAACUAUUUUUUAACAAGGGGAUCAAUGCUAGUGGGCUCUUUUUUAAAGCAAUGCUUCAGAGCCCCACACAAACAUUCCCAACUUGGAGGACAACACUGAGGACUUUUCUAAAGGGAAGACGGCGCCUUAGUUAACCAAAUCGCACAGUUUUGCACUGGAACUGACUUGUACACUUAAACCCUUGAGUGGUUGGAGAAAUGUUGGAAGGAAAGGGUACAGAGCGACAUGCUAUCCUGUCAUGACUGAAAUGAAUGUCUGCCCCCCCCCCACACCCUAAAAGAAAACAUAAAUAUUGAGAAAAAAGGCAUAUUUUACCUUGCAUGUGCCAGAAUCAUUAGAGAAUCAUUGUCUUGAUGAAAGUGGCUUUUCUUUCAUAGUAAUUUAUAUCUUAUUCAUGAAAUAUCUGUGAUCAUUGGGUGACAUUAUGGGUAAUAUGGAGACACUUGCUCCUGUGAACAUCAAAAAUGUCAACUGCCAUAAUUUGAUAACCAUGUGUUUGGGUGGAAGGGUACCACUGUUUUUACAUUAAAACAAACUGAGACAUUCCUCUCAAAGUCCAGUUAUAUGUUUAUUUGUGUGU
Anoplopoma fimbria (sablefish) is the source of this 2310-nucleotide messenger RNA. It is a transcript of the gene slc35b3, whose product is annotated as solute carrier family 35 member B3. The record is from RefSeq and is a predicted model, not a curated record. Gene Ontology annotation, cellular component: endoplasmic reticulum membrane; Golgi membrane. Lineage: Eukaryota; Metazoa; Chordata; Actinopteri; Perciformes; Anoplopomatidae. The transcript is spliced from 10 exons. Gene Ontology annotation, biological process: transmembrane transport. Bases 302 to 1429 code for a protein of 375 amino acids. Gene Ontology annotation, molecular function: 3'-phosphoadenosine 5'-phosphosulfate transmembrane transporter activity.